AUGUUAGUUGUCCCUUCCAACAUAAGCGAUCAGACACUUGCUCUCGCGGCGAAACACCGCAGCAAGGGUCGUAUUCCGGUGUUAACGUAUUACCAUCGGGCGAAUGCAGCAACCAUCACGCGCUCAAGCCAGCCUAUGGUGGGAAUCGCACAGAAUAGGUCAUUUCAGGACGAGAGGCUUGUUGAGGCCAUUUUUUCUUCGCACAUGAGUCCGGAUGCUGUGACUACCAGCACAGAGCGCGUUUACGGAUCGACACUGACGAACUUGAUCAUUGAUGCAAGGCCUACAACAAAUGCCAUGGCGAAUUAUGCCAAAGGUGCAGGUUCUGAAAACAUGGAGUAUUACAAAAACAGCAAGAAGGUGUACUUGGGCAUUGACAAUAUUCAUGUCAUGCGCGAUUCCCUUGCCAAGGUCCAAGCGGCUUUCCGUACGAUAGAUGAACAGCUACUGUUGGAUUCGCAGCAAGAGCAAUCACAAAUCGCCGAUAUUUCCUUGGCUCUUCAGCGUUCACAUUGGCUCAAGCACCUCGAGGCCAUUCUGCAGGGGACUCUGCUCAUCGUACGGAAUGUGAACGUGCAUUCGUCGCACGUUCUUGUUCAUUGUUCUGACGGCUGGGAUCGCACAGCUCAGCUCACGUCCCUGGCGCAAAUUUGUCUGGACCCAUAUUACCGUACAUUCGAAGGUUUCGCCGUGCUAAUUGAGAAAGACUGGCUGAGUUUCGGGCACCAGUUCCAGGAGCGCCAUGGACUCGUCCACGGAAGCCCGUCAAAGUUUGAUAUGACGCCUCCUGUGCAUGAGUCGACGCAUGAUCUUGAUGCCUCCGACCAUGAUCAGCAGCUGGCAGACAAUCCACGGGGAGUACCGUCAUUCUGGGAUUUCACCAAAACUAUCACGGCACACUUUCAAGCCAACGGUGCAUCGCAAUGUGCGCCGAUUUUCUUCCAAUUUCUCGACUGCGUGUGGCAGCUGCAGUACCAGAAUCCGGAUCGAUUCGAGUUCAAUGGAGGUUAUCUUGCCGAACUGGUACUCCAAAUUUUCUCUGGUACCACCGGCACAUUUUUAUUCAACUCGGAACGUGAGAGACAAUCGCCGUUACUGCCAAACAAGGAACGAAGUCCAUCCCAGAGUACCCCCAGUGUUUGGGAUGAACUUCUCCCUAGAAGAGGCAUGUGGCGCAAUUCAAUGUACAACUCGUGCUUGGAUAGCACGCAUGGUCAUGGUGAUCAAGGCGUUCUGUUCCCACGCCCCAAAGAUGUUCGAUUCUCUGCAGACCUGUUCCGCCACUCAGACACGUGUUUAAACGCACUUGUCGAUGCUAAGCGUUUAGAAUACCAACGAUUCCAUGAGAGGCUGGCUGAAGCCGGGCAAUUCGUACCCGCCAAAUCACCUGCGACUUCGGAUACACAUGCCGAGCAGCGAAGCCCUGAGGAAGCUUUCCAAAUGGCUGCGCGGAGUGUCCGAUCCCUCUUUUCUGACGGUUGGAACCGUAUGCAAGAGGCUCUACGAAAAUCAACAGAGAAUGCUGGAAUGCCUGAGCCAGCCCCAAAAGACUCCGAGUCCGACAUGGCAAUACGCGGAGGCUAUGCACCUGCUCUCCAUGAGCAUCAUCACAAUCCAUGGGUCUCCAAAAGACCUGACGAUUGGCAGUCAUUUGACGCCCUCUCUAUGGACGACGUCAAUUGCAAUGCAAGAGCUUCGACGACACCCAUUAGUCUUGCGCAGCCUUCGACGUCUUGGCCUUCUAUGAUGUCCUCUUCUCCACCUACAUCACGCGAGAUAUCCGCAUCAACCUCAGCCCAACACUUACAUCACGAACUUCCUUCCACAGCUGCGUCAGCGCUGACAGCCUCCACAGAUCCUUUAGGCGUGACCAAUCUGUAA
This is a messenger RNA of Malassezia globosa CBS 7966, 1881 nucleotides long. RefSeq lists its product as uncharacterized. NCBI's taxonomy places the organism in Eukaryota, Fungi, Basidiomycota, Malasseziomycetes, Malasseziales, Malasseziaceae. The record is from RefSeq and is a predicted model, not a curated record. Gene Ontology annotation, molecular function: phosphatidylinositol-3-phosphate phosphatase activity. The transcript has a single exon. Gene Ontology annotation, biological process: phosphatidylinositol dephosphorylation. Bases 1 to 1881 code for a protein of 626 amino acids. Gene Ontology annotation, cellular component: membrane.